AUUUUGUAAACAAAAACUGUUUUCUGGUUACUGGACCAAAGAUGUCAAUUUUUGUUUCGUUUAAUUUCCCAUGUUUUAAAGGAACCAAUUACUGUAAUUAUUUUGAUUUAAAGUGUAUUUAGUGUUUGUGCUCACUUUUUUAUUGGUUAAAAUCAAUGAUGGCUCCUCUGGUUAAUGUAUUAACGAGUUACAAUUAAAAAUUUACUUAACUGUUAUUUGGUUACUGGUUUUUACCACUAGAGAAACUGGUUACCUGGUUAUUAUAAAUGGUAAAUCGUUAUUAUAAUUCUUUAAAUCAAACGUAUUAAUUCACUUCUAUUUGGUUUCUCAUUUUAAACUGAUUCACUUCAAUUUUAGUUAAUUAUUUAUGUUGAGCUUCACUUUGUUGCUCACUGGGUUCAUCAGUGCUUGAGUUAAGCUAUCAACAAUCAAGGACUAAUUUGGACUCUACCUUGAGACAUUCAUAUUUGUGCCCUUGGUUUAAUUUUUUCUUGUUUUUAUACAUUUUAUUCUUCCUCUUUUCGACAAAUAACCAUAGCACAAAUCUGUAAAGCAAAAUGAGCCUAACAGAGAACGAAGAUCAAACCAAAUACUUAUAUGUCAGAUUUAAUCAAGACUCAACUUCUCUCUGUCUGGGAAGUCGAUCAGGAUUCCAGUUAGUUAAUUUUCUAAGCACUGAGGAUCUUAAAAUGAUUUCAGGUUGUACAGAGGAAGAAAUCUGCAUCGCUGAAAGAUGUUUUUCUUCCAGUAUUUUGGCAUAUGUCUCCCUACAAUCACCUCGAAAAUUAAAUUUCCUCCAUGUGGAAAGAGAUGUUAUGAUUUGUGAUCCAAGAUGCUACAAUAACUCAAUUUUGGCUGUAAAAUUGAGUCGAAAAAGAAUUGUUGUAAUUCUCGAAGAUGCCAUUUAUAUUCACGUUGGCUUGGCUGGAGAUUUCAUGUCCGACUUACAUCGAAUUAAACAAACUCCAAGCAACCCAAAAGGCUUGUGUGCCCUCUCAUCCAGUGAUGAAAAUUGUUUACUGGCUUAUCCAGGCGGACCCAACACUGGUGAACUGAUUAUCUUUGAUUGCUACAAUUUGGUGGAUAAAAUUGUUAUACCAGCUCAUGACAACCCUUUGGCAGCCAUGGCUUUUGACGCAAAUGGAGAUAAAAUUGCCACUGCCAGUGAAAAAGGAACCAUAAUUCGAGUUCACGCUAUUGCUAAUGGGAAUUGCCUUUAUGAAUUCAGACGCGGUUUCACCCGCUGUGCCAAUAUUUACUCUCUAUCGUUUGGAAUCAACUCAUUGUUCUUGUGUGCUUCCAGUUCAACCGAAACUAUACAUAUCUUUAAACUGGAAACUCCAGCAAAUAAUCGAAAUAAAGAUGAGAGUACAAGUUGGAUUGAUUAUCUCGGACGAGCCUCAGAGACCUAUUUACCUACAAAUAUCUCUAAGGUUUUCAACCAGGAAAGAUCUUUCGCCUUUGCCAAGUUACCUUUGAAAAAUUUGGAAACUGUUUGUACAAUAACAAUAAUUAAUGAAACACCUUGGCUUUUGGUUGCAUCAUAUGAUGGUUACGUCUAUAUUUAUGAUCUAAACAUUAAUGAAGGAGGUGAAUGUAAUCUUGUUCGUCAACAUAAACUAUCUGAAAUACCAGUGGCAAAUGCAGAGAGACGUGAUUCAUCAACACCAACAGUUUUCUUUGCUUGUCCAAAGGUUUAAGCUAUGCCGCUGCCGUUAGAGGAUUCGAGAUUAAAUCAAACAGAAUAACCACCAACAGUCCCACCAUCGAAUCAGCUGUAACUCCAAUAUCAUGACACUGAUUUAUUUAUACAAAUGAUUCAAUUUCAUUCUCUUCUAUUACAAUUUCUCCCUCACAUUCACUCUCUUUCUAUCAUUUCAACUUGUUCUAUUUGGUGUAAAUAAGCUUGAAAGUCUCAAAAACUUAUCAAAUGAUACAAAAAUGCAAAUACUUUUAAAUCAAGUGGAAACAAAAGUUAACAUCACCUGUAAAAAUAAAAAUCUGCACAUGACGUAAUCUCAUGUCAUUAUUGAUAGCGAUAAUGGUUGGUGUUAACAAUAGUAGUGAUCAAAGAAGGAAACUUCUUAAUGUCAAACAUUAAUUUGAUUUCAUGGUUAACAUAGAAUCAUUUUUCUUAUCAAAUUGACCAACGCCAACUUCCCAAGACAUGGACCAUUCAUAUAAAGGAAUAGAUUUCGUUGGUUCAUUAUCUGUACAUAAAUCAAAUUGCACCACUUAUAAAUAUUGUUAAAAAAGCUAAUUCAAAAUGAUGUCCACAAUUUUAAUACAGAAGCCUAUUUUGGACAAAGCAGCAAUUGUCACAAUUUAUUCAUAACGAAAAAUUGACUUCCAAGUCUAAUUCUUAAUGAUUUAGAUUUCUCACUUUAUCUUGUUUAUCUCAUUAAAAUAUCUAAAUCUUACAAUUUAAAAUAGCAAAGAAAUGUUUAAUUGAUCGAGAUCAGCUUCCAUUAUUUUACUUCUAUUCACUGUAAUCUAAUUUUCUAAUAAUUGAAGGUAAAAUUCAAUCAAAA
This is a messenger RNA of Tetranychus urticae (two-spotted spider mite), 2531 nucleotides long. RefSeq names its product WD repeat domain phosphoinositide-interacting protein 2. Lineage: Eukaryota; Metazoa; Arthropoda; Arachnida; Trombidiformes; Tetranychidae. The record is from RefSeq and is a predicted model, not a curated record. Gene Ontology annotation, molecular function: protein binding.